AUGGAGGCCCUGAUGUCACAUAUUAUGAAGAGCACCGCUUACCGGAUGCACCAGAAGACACGCCACCUUCCCCUAGAUCUCUCCAACUACAAGCGUUUGGAUCACACAUGUGAUCCUUUCGUCAACCAGGAAGAUCUGCGCAGCGAGACGCUUGAUAUUGCAUUAUCGUCGCCUAUCGUCCGUCGGUGUGCGCCGAGUGCCGGGACUGUAUUAGAAUCGGACUCUUCAGUGACGGAGAGCAGCGGAUACGUGUCUGGUUUAAGCGACGACAGUGUUCAAACCAACAGGGAGUUCAAGACACCUUCACCACAGCUACACGUGGCACAUGCUCAUCCGUUUUCUAUUGAAGCUCUUCUCGCCGACGUAACGAGUAUUUCUGGUGAAACACCUUCCGCUCCGGCCAUCAUAACCAGUACGUUAAGUCCGUAUUCGGCAUCCAUGCAACACCUCCAACAGGUGACCAGACAACCAAAGAACGAGCCAUCCUUCAGAUUUUCAAAAGAUGCAGACACGUUUUGGUGUCACGCCUGUAAUGCUCUUUGUGUUGACGGCCGAGACGCACAGAACCAUCAGCGCAUCCACCAACUCCAGGACGCCCCAAUCGGUCUCCGGAAGUCGCUGUUCUCCAAGCACGACUAUGUCACGCGACACAUCCGGUUGAACGAUGAGCGUUUUCAAUGCGGCCUUUGCGACAAAGUGGUGGCGCAUUGUUUCUUCACGAAGCAUCAGCGACUGCACAACGGCUACUUCUGCGAGAUUUGCAGGAAUGAGUUCAGCACCAACAGCCGCCUCCGAGAUCACAUGAACGUCCACUCCGGAAAUACGCCGUUUACGUGCUCCAUCUGCGACCGGAAGUUCUCCAAACGCUCUUCGCUCACCCAGCACUACCGCUACCAUCGUGAUCACCGCAGCUUCAAGUGCGGAUACUGCGCAAAGUAUUUCAACAGCAAGUACGCAUGCGCGGUGCACGAGCGUCUGCACACCGGGGAAAGCCCCUUCCGGUGCACGGUACCCGGAUGUGGUAACGCGUAUCCACAGAAGAUUCAGCUGAAACUGCAUAUGUGUUCUCACAAAAUGUCACCUUGGACUUAA
Molecule: messenger RNA, 1092 nt
Organism: Mya arenaria
Lineage: Eukaryota; Metazoa; Mollusca; Bivalvia; Myida; Myidae
Product: zinc finger protein 501-like
Exons: 1
Coding region: 1-1092 (363 amino acids)
Source: RefSeq, a predicted model, not a curated record